GUUGGAGUCGGAGAGAAGCGCAAGAUGUCAGGCGUCUAAACCGCGGAACAUACGGGACAAACUGGGCUUUUAAAUCACACUGGACCGCCCUGAAAUGAAGUCUGGUGAUAACAACCAGACGGAGGAAGUUAAAGGAACCAUGUUGACCAAGAGAGUCCGGUCGGAGUACAUGAAGAAGUUCAGGGAUCCCAAGUGGGAGACGUUUUCCAAAUGUUACGAGGACUCAGUGAAGUACCGCCUGACCCGGAGAGUCAUGGAGCAUUCCCACAAGUCCUGGUUCUUUGAGGGCUGGGACAACAGCUCCGAGUCCAGCGGCUGGUCCACGCCCAGGCCCAGCAGGAACAGAAUCGCCCCUCUGUCCCUCCCAAAGCAGAAGAUAUCCAACCCCGAGACAAAAGAGACAUCUGAGGACAGGGAGACGGAGGGGGGAGGCGGGGAGACGGUCGUAGACGCUGCUCCACUCGCAGCGGUUGUAGUAAACGGUGUGAAUGGAUCCAGCUCAGUGACUCCAGACACCAGCGGCCCCUCAGAGGUGGAGUCCCCGUCAGACCCCGGCCCCGCUGACACCACCUCUUCUGACGGGGAGCCGGUCCUCCCGCCGCCCAGGAGACGCCUCCGCCGCCGCACCCCCCGCUCAGAGACCCCCCACCGGGACAGCUCCCUGGAGGAGAAGCCCGCCGUGCUCAGGAAACCCCCGAGAGCCAAGAGCACUCCGGCCCUCUGCAGCAAGGAGAGCCUGAGAGCGUCCGGAAGACUGGACUGGAGCGACAGACAGGGGGAGGGCCGGAGGGCGAGGAACAACAGCCACACGUCUGACGCCUGCGUACAGACCACCCGGCGGGGGUCCGAUAAGAAGAACUCGAACCCUGAGCGGCGGCGCGCUCGAUCCGCCGACCUGGAGAAGACGAGGCGCUCGCAGCUGAGCGUGGCGGACGACCGCUGGGUGACGGAGUACAUGCGCUGCUUCUCCGCCCGGCUCAGGUAGAAAACGGGACUCUCUGAAAACCACGUUCCCUUUCUGAAGAGCAAACAUCAGACUCUCUGAGCAACAUGAGGUCUCAGUGCAGAGGAGUCACUGAGAGAGAACCUCUGCUGUCAGGGGGGGUCAUUUCAUCGUUAAACACUCACACUCUGAAUCUACAGUAUAUUCAAGAUUCAAGGCUUUUAUUCUCAUGUGUACACAUAGCUACAGUGUAGAUAUGACAAUGAAACUCUGAGGUCACAGGCUCCUCAAACAGUGCAACACAAUAAAACAGAUAAUAGUGCAAGUAAAUGCAAUAAAAUAGAAUAUAAUAGAAACAGUGCAGAGUAGUCUAUAUACAAGUAAUUGGAAUAUUGAUAUAUAUGAGUUGCAGACAGAUGAAUGUUAUGGAUGUUUUUUCAUCGUUAAACACUCACACAAUCUGAAUCUACGGUAUAUAUUGUCCUUUACUUGUAGGUUGUGUAAUCUUAAAUCUAAAAGACAUUGAACAAACUAUGAAACAUGACGGGCACUAGAGAGUAAACUCUUUGGAUUAGACAUUAAGUGAAUCCACAUUGACAUUAACUACAGCUCACAUAAGAGACUAACAUUUAUAUAAUAACAUUACAUACAAUAACAUUUAUAUAAUACAAAAUAUCACAACAUUUUUUUACCAAAUACCUCAAUUUUGGGAUGAAUAAUGUAGACUUGACCAUCAUGCUUUCAGAAAAAUGUCACACAAUUAGAGUAUUGAUAAAUAAUCAUCAUUAAAGGUGGGGUAGGUAAUUCACUUCAGAAACACUUGUUGUUAUAUUCCAUGGAAUGCUCUUAACAUCCUGAUAGC
This is a messenger RNA of Trematomus bernacchii (emerald rockcod), 1805 nucleotides long. RefSeq names its product centriole, cilia and spindle-associated protein a (gene ccsapa). NCBI's taxonomy places the organism in Eukaryota, Metazoa, Chordata, Actinopteri, Perciformes, Nototheniidae. Gene Ontology annotation, cellular component: ciliary basal body; cytoskeleton; ciliary transition zone. Gene Ontology annotation, molecular function: microtubule binding. Gene Ontology annotation, biological process: regulation of mitotic spindle assembly. The transcript has 4 exons. Bases 95 to 985 code for a protein of 296 amino acids. The record is from RefSeq and is a predicted model, not a curated record.